UCCGCGGUAUCUUCUCUUCGCUCGUUUCUCCACUCCAUUAUUUAAGAAUUUUUGUAUUUUCAGACUUUAGAGUGUUAAAUGCCCUGUGUAUUAUUUGAUAACCUUUAACUUAUGAAUGAGAGUGACGGUGAAUCAGCCACAGAAAACACCAAACUGAUGACGUCAUUUGUCAACAGCCAGUAUUCGAAGACAGAUAGCAGCCUGCAGUCCAUCCUGGCCAGCGGAAGGGACAGGAUGCCCCAGUCUGUGUCUGACCCCUCGGUGGGGGGUCGCAACGAAAUGUAUUCGCCGGUAAGGAAUCAAGCAAAUGGACCGGUGGACACAGAAGUAUCCUUCCGAGAUGGUGAAACUGGGCAGGCCCUUGCAGAUGGCUCGACAGGUGGCGCUUGUUUUGUCGGAAGACCUCCCCCGAGGCCCAACAUGCAAUCGUGGGAUGAAGAAGAGGAGGAAGAAUUAAAGUAUGGUGCCAAACAUGUGAUCAAACUUUUCAUUCCUGUUUCUUUGUGCAUGCUGGUUGUUGUUGCCACCACAAGUUCAAUUACCUUUUAUACUCACACCAACACGUAUCUAGUCUACACACCUUUCACUGAUCAGACAGUAGAUACACCAACAAAAGUUUGGCAGUCUUUUGCAAAUGCUUUCAUAUUGAUGGGCGUCAUUGUUUGCAUGACCAUUUUGCUGAUAUUCUUGUAUAAAUUCCGGUUUUACAAGGUUAUUCAUGGAUGGCUGAUUGUUUCAUCAUUGAUGCUGCUAUUCCUGUUUGCUUAUAUAUACUUAGGGGAAGUAUUGAGAGCAUAUAACAUUCCAAUGGAUUACAUCACAGUAUCCAUAAUCAUGUGGAACUUUGGUGUGGUGGGAAUGGUUUGUAUUCACUGGAAAGGACCGCUCAUUCUUCAACAAGCUUAUCUGAUCCUAGUUUCUGCAUUGAUGGCUUUGGUCUUUAUUAAGUACCUACCUAAUUGGACAGCCUGGGUUGUCUUAGGUGUUAUAUCUGUUUGGGAUUUGAUUGCUGUGCUUUGCCCAAAAGGACCUUUGAGAAUAUUGGUUGAAACUGCGCAAGAAAGAAAUGAGCCAAUAUUUCCAGCUCUCAUUUAUUCAUCUGCGAUGGCUUGGAUUGUUAACAUGAGUGACACUGACCACACCGUUAGAAACAGACGAAAUUCUGGAGAAAAUGCAAAUGCAACCAAUCAAGGAGACAUUGCAUCUGCUCAGGGGGAUGAGCCUCCAGAAGAAAAUGAACCUUUUGAUGGCAACGGAAGCAACCAUUCCUCGGAGAGGAUCAGGAGAGCUUCCGGGUGGCCCCCUGGUGGGGACAGGAACCACAUGAUGCCUCCUCAGAGUGAGGCUCACGAAGAAGAGGAAAGAGGUGUAAAGUUAGGUCUUGGAGAUUUCAUAUUUUACAGUGUGCUGGUGGGUAAAGCAUCUUCUUAUGGUGAUUGGAAUACAACUCUUGCUUGCUUUGUUGCAAUUUUAAUUGGCUUAUGCUUAACUUUAUUACUUUUGGCCAUAUUCAAGAAAGCCCUUCCUGCCCUUCCAAUUUCGAUUACUUUUGGAUUGAUCUUCUACUUCACUACUAGUUCCUUGGUGCAGCCUUUUGCAGACAGUCUGGCUAGUGAACAAGUUUACAUUUAAGUUAUUAACAUUUCAGUGAUGGUUUAUUUUUUAGCUUGACUGGGGCAAGUGUAAACCUAUUCAUGCUCUGUAUAUAUAUCAUCAUCUGUUUCGUGUUUUCUUUUGCCUUUUUUUUUCAUCAUUUAUUGAAAUUGUUACUGUGUGAAGAUGUUUUUUGUAUUUAUAAUUAUUAAAAGAUAUACGUGGUGCAUAUUGAAUCGAUCAGCUUCAUGAUGUUUAUUACUGCCUUAUGUGUAUUUAUGUUCAUAAUAAAACUGCCCACUUUUUAAAGUCAGUUUAUUCAUCUGUCGUCUAUGUGAUACAAAAUCAUGUGAUAAAAUAAAACUGAAUUGAUAUUAAUUAUUUAUUAGAAGGGUCCGACGAACUCCUGGCAACUGUAAACAAUGGCAACUAGAUCUUUCAGAGCAAGAAUAUUUCAGAUGCCUGUUACACUGAAUUCUCUAUAAACUGUGGGGAAUACUUUGUUUUACAUUUUUCCUGGCUUUUGAGGUUUUGACAAUAUUUUUUGAUUUCUGCUUAUAAAUUGUUCUAAAAUUUUUCUUAUUAUUUACAAUUAGUUCAAUUUUAAGAGGAAUGAUCCUGAUUUUUCUGUUAUGGAAAUAAAAUAUGAAUUUGGUUAUGUUUUCAGCAGGUUUUUAAAUUUAUAAUUUUGUGAUGAAUAAAAUUUGCUUUACGCAAUCUUUU
This is a messenger RNA of Uloborus diversus, 2316 nucleotides long. RefSeq names its product presenilin-1-like (gene Psn). Lineage: Eukaryota; Metazoa; Arthropoda; Arachnida; Araneae; Uloboridae. Gene Ontology annotation, biological process: amyloid-beta metabolic process; amyloid precursor protein catabolic process; protein processing. The transcript has 12 exons. Gene Ontology annotation, molecular function: aspartic endopeptidase activity, intramembrane cleaving. Gene Ontology annotation, cellular component: neuronal cell body; perinuclear region of cytoplasm; apical plasma membrane. Bases 112 to 1632 code for a protein of 506 amino acids. The record is from RefSeq and is a predicted model, not a curated record.